UAAUAUGCUUCUGAUUUAAUUUUAACGAGUUUUGAUUCCGGUAUUCUGCUCCGUUCUCUACGAAAAAGAAGCAUUUUAUGGCUCUUUUCUACUUAGCCGGUUAAAAUUGAAAAAACAACAAUCUUCUGCACCAUCUUGAGAUUUCUUUGUUCAUGUUUCUGGUGCCCGCCAUUGUUCUGCUGUUUGUUUCAGCACUCAUUUGAUCGUUUGGACAUUGAAUCUUCCAAAGUUUUUGGUUUGAUCAACACUAUCUUAUACAGACUUGUGCUGGGAAGUUAUCUCACAAAUGAUGUCGUAAGCCAACUUCCCAGAUCAUUCACGAGUUCCAACUGGUCCAGGAAAGAAUGAGGGAGGCCCAGCUUGGUGCACACACUGUAAGGUCCCAUGGAUUUAUCGUUGUUAAGACGCACAAGCAUGAUUGGCUUAUCCUGCUCCUCCUUGUGGUGAUAGAGAUCAUUCUUCUUAUCAUCCAUCCAUUUUACCGUUUUGUGGGGAAGGAUAUGAUGACUGACCUCAAAUAUCCCCUGAAAGAUAAUACUGUGCCUAUAUGGGCCGUGCCUAUGUAUGCACUUUUGUUGCCCAUCGCCAUUUUUCUUGCCGUCUAUUUUCGUAGGAAAGACGUGUAUGAUCUCCACCAUGGAAUACUAGGCCUUUUAUUCUCCACAUUGAUAACGGCGGUUUUGACGGAUGCAAUAAAAGAUGGAGUUGGUCGGCCUCGACCGGAUUUCUUUUGGCGUUGUUUCCCUGAUGGGAAGGAUUCUUAUGAUCAUUUGGGUAAUGUCAUUUGUCACGGAAAGGCCAGUGUCAUAAGGGAAGGACACAAGAGUUUCCCAAGUGGUCAUACUUCAUGGUCCUUCGCGGGUUUAGGGUUUUUGUCAUUGUACUUAUCAGGAAAGAUAAGAGCUUUCAAUCGUAAGGGUCAUGUGGCAAAACUAUGCAUUGUCUUCCUUCCUCUUCUUGUGGCAUCUCUUGUUGGCGUUUCUCGAGUUGAUGACUAUUGGCACCAUUGGCAGGAUGUUUUUGCUGGAGGCCUCUUAGGUUUCGUAGUGGCAACAUUUUGCUACCUACAGUUCUUCCCACCACCAUAUCAUACUGAUGGUUGGGGGCCAUAUGAAUAUUUUCGUGUGUUAGAGGAACGUUCUAGUGGGCAACCAGAUGUUGCUGUAAAUGCACUCAAUGUGCAGGGUAUGCAGUUAGAGACUGUUCACCAACAGGGAACUCCAAGGGCCAAUGAUAUUUCAAUAAUAUCUGGUGCACAUAAUUCUAGCACAGUGCUGGAUGAAAUGGAAUCUGGGAGGAGGUAACCUUGUAUGAAUUGUAAUUUGGUUAAAGCCUAAACUUCUGCUUUUGUGCUAUUACAUACCUUGUUCUAAUGUAAAUAUGAGAAGACACUACUUCCUCAAUCAACCUUAUAUUCUCAAUUUUAUUUUA
Macadamia integrifolia is the source of this 1431-nucleotide messenger RNA. RefSeq names its product putative lipid phosphate phosphatase 3, chloroplastic. Gene Ontology annotation, molecular function: phosphatidate phosphatase activity. The record is from RefSeq and is a predicted model, not a curated record. The transcript has 9 exons. The coding region runs from base 345 to 1304 and encodes 319 amino acids. Gene Ontology annotation, biological process: phospholipid metabolic process. Lineage: Eukaryota; Viridiplantae; Streptophyta; Magnoliopsida; Proteales; Proteaceae.